AUGGUCCCCAAUAAAGUUGUACAUAGAUAUCAAGCCCAUGUAUUCCAAGGUCAUGCGAGCAAAAUUCCAGUCAAGUUGGCGAUGACCUACUGCCGUAACCCGUUACAGGCUGGAACUGUUGGAUGGGUUCAAUGUUCGUGGAAUUUCUUUGCGUCGAGGCAUACACAGUCAAAAGUCGGAAGAGCCAUCCACUUCCCACCAUUGCACAUCCCAACAGCUUCGAAGAAAUAG
Molecule: messenger RNA, 231 nt
Organism: Histoplasma mississippiense
Lineage: Eukaryota; Fungi; Ascomycota; Eurotiomycetes; Onygenales; Ajellomycetaceae
Exons: 1
Coding region: 1-231 (76 amino acids)
Source: RefSeq, a predicted model, not a curated record